Molecule: messenger RNA, 3804 nt
Organism: Taeniopygia guttata (zebra finch)
Lineage: Eukaryota; Metazoa; Chordata; Aves; Passeriformes; Estrildidae
Source: RefSeq, a predicted model, not a curated record
CGGUGCGGCUGUGCCCUCACGGAGAGGCGGGAAACGGCUGUGCCCUCACGGAGAGGCUGUGCCCUCACGGAGAGGCGACUGUGCCCUCACGGAGGAGCGGCUGUGCCCUCACGGAGUAGCGGCUGUGCCCUCACGGAGAGGCGGGACGCAGUUUUCCCUCACGGUACCGGUUUUCCCUCACGGGAUGAGGUUUCCCCUCACGGGACGAGGUUUUUCCCUCACGGAAUGAGGUUUGACCCUCACGGGACCCGGUUUUCCCCUCACAGAGAGGCCGGACGCGAUUUCCCCUCACGGGACGCGGUUUCCCCCUGUGGGACCCGGUUUUCCCUCACGGAACCGGUUUUUCCCUCACGGGACGAAGUUUUUCCCUCACGGGAUGAGGUUUGUCCCUCACAGGACCGGUUUUUCCCUCACAGGACAAGGUUCUUACCUCAGGGCCGCGGUUUUCCCUCACGGGACCCGGUUUUCCCCUCACGGAGGAGCGGGACGCAGUUUUCCCUCACGGGACUGGUUUUUCCCUCACAGGACAAGGUUUUUCCCUCAGGGCCGCGUUUUUUCCCUCACGGAACCGGUUUUUCCCUCACGGGACCCGGUUUUCCCCUCACGGAGGAGCGGGAUGCGAUUUUCCCUCACGGGACCGGUUUUUCCCUCAUAGGACACGGUUUUCCCUCACGGGACCGGUUUUUCCCUCACGGGACCCGGUUUUUCCCUCACAGGACCGGUUUUUCCCUCAGGGCCGCGGUUUUUCCCUCACGGGACUGGUUUUCCCCUCACGGGGCGAGGUUUUUCCCUCAUGGGAUGAAGUUUUUCCCUCACGGGACGUGGUUUUCCCUCACGGAACCGGUUUUUCCCUCACGGAACCAAUUUUUCCCUCAGGGACGCGGUUUUCCCCUCACGGAGGAGCGGGACGCAGUUUUCCCUCACGGGACCGGUUUUUCCCUCACGGGACCGCUUUUCCCCUCACGGAGAGGCCGGACCCGGCCCAGUCCCCGCGGUUUUCCCUCACGGGACUCGGUUUUCCCCUCACGGAGAGGCCGGACCCGGCCCAGUCCCCGCGGUUUUCCCUCACGGGACGAGUUUUUUCCCUCAUGGGACGAGUUUUUUCCCUCACGGGACCCGGUUUUCCCCUCACGGACCCGGCCCAGUCCCCGCGGUUUUCCCCCACGGAGCGAACGCGGAGCCCGGAGCAGUGCGGGACGGCGGCGGCCCCGGGGAUCAGUGCCACCCUGUGCCUUCCACAGCCCAGGAUGGAGCUGUGGAACAAAGCUGAUUCUUUACGGAGGCUCAGGGAUGCGGGCAGCCGAGGCGUGGCUAACGCAAUUGCACAUCCCCUCCUCGCCCGCAGCGGCCGCCGAAGCGGCGCUAAUGCCGGGCGAUACCUGCGGGGAGAGCAGCGCAGCAGCUGCCGGGACAGCGAGCGGCCAGCGCGGGUCCUGUGCUCCGUGAGCCCGGUGCUGCUCCCUCAGAACCCCUCGGUGGCACCGGGGCUGUGCUGCUGCUGGAGCGCCCUGGAUUGAUCCAGGAAUGUCCUGCUGCUGGCUGGGACGGUGUUUCCCUGCCAGCACCGCCACAGCACCUUUAAUUCCACCUUGAAGCUCUUCACCAGCACAUUGCAGCGCUUUCAUAAUUGGCUUCUAAUUCCACCUCCUUCCUAGGUCUGGGAUCUUCCCGGGAAUAAUCAGGAUGACUCCAGGGGUAUUCCAGCACGUGGCUGCUCCCACUUAUGGGUUUGUGUGUUUGUGUCAGUGAGGGAAACAAUAGAAAAGUAAAAUAUUUGUACACCUAAAGACAGCUUUCCCAAGGGCACUGCCAUAUCACACUGCAGGAGGUGAAUUUGGAAAGUGCAGGAGAUGUUUGGGAGCCUCAAAAAUAGUCAGUCAUCCAAAUUAAAAUAUGGAUUUAUCAGGUAUGGCACAAGUUAUGCAGAAUAGAAUUGUUUCUAUUUAUGAUAACAGUAUUAGGUAUUUGUUUUCCCACCGGGGAGUGGUGGAUAUGGAUCCCAGUGCAGUUUGGGAUCUGAUCAGUUCAGCUCCAGCCGAUUCCGAGGGAAGGAUUUCCCUGCUCGCGGCCCCCUGGAGCAGAUCCCGGGCAGGACUCCUCCGUUUGUGCUCAGCCCCGACAUUCCCGCUCCGGUAAUGAUUCCUAUUCAAGCAGCCGCAGCGCUGCCAGGAUAAAGGAGGCAUUUACAGAUGGAAAACUAAUUGGUGUAGGAAUCAAAUUUGAAAAAUGCAGCAUCUUCCUGGAGCAGUGGGAGCGCCUGUAAUGAGCUGCCUGCAAAGGAGGCGGCUGUGCCAUAUUUCUCGGGAUGAGGCUGCUGAGCUGGGAACUGCUUCCCACCAAGCCAUUGGCUCCUCGGAGCUGCUGCCGUGGGGACAUCUCACUCCAUUUCUGAUGAGGCUCCUUCGCUGGGGCAAACAUCUUUGUCUCAUUAUAGCUGCAGAAUUCUGCCAUGUGCUGCGGCGGCGGGGGCUGCCAGGAUGGAUACCCAGGAUAGCUGGAUGUGCCAGCUGCCGUGCCAGCCGUGUGCCCAGGGAAUGACCGCACUGGGAUGCUGCCCACGGUGUUUUAUCUUUCAGUACUGAAAGGGAAAGCACGACUGCUGUACCCCACUCAGUCCCAUUACUGUGACAACAUCCCGUGCCGUGCCGUGCCGUUCCAGCUUUCCCCGUGCGGUCAUGGAGCUCCAGGUGCAGGCACAGCGCAGGUGCCCCUUGGGCCGCCUGGCACUGCAGCCUUGCAAAGGUCAGAUUGAAUGCAUUAAAUGCACAUGCCGCGGGGCGAAGCUGCUGAAAAAGAAAAGCAGCGCCCGGCCGGGCCAGGAGAAGGUGCUGUGGGUUGUUAGGGACCCCGGGAUGGAGCUGUGCCCUCCGUGCCACGGCGGGGACAGCCCGCGGGGCUGCCUCGGGCACAGCACGGGGAGCUCCGUGCCGCUGUCCCUGGCACGGGAGGCUGCGGGUGGCACCGCGGCCAUCCCCAAACCCGAUUCUCUUUGUGCCAACCCUCCCAGCUCCACGUGUUUAAUAUUUCUGCACUCUUCCCUGCCAUCAUCCGCUCGGGAUUUUUCUCCUCCCACUUCACACCUCGGCGGAGCCUUCUGGUCCCGCAGCAGAUGCAUUGGGAGGCUUCUCCUUCUCCGGCACCCGCAUAUGCUCCAUUAAAAGUGUUUGUUUCCAUCAGCGGCUCCCGGUUCGGCUGUGACAAAAAAAAAACCCUCCCAACUUUUUUUGGGCUGGGCCGAGGAGCUGCAGGGUCCCCGUGUCACCCGCCCGCUCGGUGGCAGCGAUUUCCCGGUGCUCGGCGGUGCCUCCGACACCCAAAGAUAGCGGCAGGAACAGGGUGGGAGGUGCCAGCUGCGAGCUCCCGUUGCCUGGCGAUGGCAGCGCGGGCAGGCUGGCAUCUCCCGCAGGAAUGCCAGCUCCGCCUGGCACCGCCGCGGGGUGCUCCGAGGGCACCGGGAAACGGAGCCUUUUCUGCCGAGGGCACCGGGAAACGGAGCCUGUUCUGCCGAGGGCACCGGGAAACGGAGCCUGUUCUGCCGAGGGCACCGGGAAACGGAGCCUUUGCUGCCGAGGGCACCGGGAAACGGAGCCUUUUCUCCCGAGGGCACAGCGGGCUCCAUGCGAGGAGGGCAAACACCGUUCCUGCCCUCGGAGCGGCUCGGGAAGGGUAAAAACCUUCCGGUCGCUAUUGUCCCCUGUUGUCACUGCCACGGAAAUAUAAUAAAAUGACACACACCUCUAACUCCCUUCCCUUCGCUUUCCCUGAUGCUGAUAUGAAUAAAAAUUAAAUUAAAAUAAAAUAAAA